AAUAUAAGGAGAAUUCUAGAAAGAACUUUCAUUUCUAGAACUACCUACUCUUCUCCAACACAAAAUCGCAAUUUCGCAGCGAAUCGAAAUUACACAAAAAAAACUUGCAACAAUGGCAUCUGCAGGAAAAUCAGUUAUCCAAACUCUAAAACGCUACUUGAAGAAGCCAUGGGAGAUCACAGGGCCUCAAUCGAGUCCAGAAUAUGUAUCUGCCGUACCAAAAGCUACAGAGUACAGAGUUACCUGCCCUGCUACAGCACAAGCUCAAGCUAUAAUCCCCAACUCAAAUCCCGAUAUGGUAUAUGAUAUCAAGUACUUCUCUCGUGACCAGCGGCGUAAUCGUCCUCCUAUAAGGCGCACUAUUCUUAAAAAAGCUGAUGUUGAGAAGAUGAUGAAGGAGAAGACAUUUGAUAUUGAUGAUUUUCCGAAACCCUACUUAACUGCUAAAGUUGAGGAAGAUGAUAAUGCUAUUGGUGGUGGCUACCAGAAAUGAAGGCUCUCUAGUCAUGGCAAAAUCGUCCUGCUGCAAUAAUGAUGUUUUGCUCUAUAUAUUAUGUGAUGCCUCUUGAAAUAAAUUGAUACACAAACACGAAUUAGUGAAUAUAUAUAUAUCCGUGUGUAUUCUCUUGCGUAAA
Messenger RNA from Solanum tuberosum (potato), 635 nucleotides. RefSeq lists its product as uncharacterized. Lineage: Eukaryota; Viridiplantae; Streptophyta; Magnoliopsida; Solanales; Solanaceae. The coding region runs from base 113 to 493 and encodes 126 amino acids. The transcript has 2 exons. The record is from RefSeq and is a predicted model, not a curated record.